AUGGCGACCUUCCUCGAGAAUGCAUACAGCUUGGUCCACCAGGACAACGCGGCGGAUCAGCCCACGCAGCAAGAGUUCAAGACACAGCUGGAGAAAGGGACAGAUGACACGAAGAUAGAGACGAUGAAGCGGAUCUUGACCAUAAUGCUGAAUGGAGACCCCAUGCCGGGCCUUCUCAUGCACAUCAUCCGAUUCGUCAUGCCCUCCAAGAGCAAGCCGUUGAAGAAGCUACUCUACAUUUACUAUGAGAUAUGUCCCAAGCACGAUGCAAGCGGAAAGCUCAGGCAGGAGUGGAUUCUCGUAUGUAACGGCAUGCGAUUCGACCUCCAGCACCCCAAUGAGUACGUCCGAGGGAACACACUACGCUUUGUGUGCAAGUUAAGGGAUGCGGAGUUGGUGGAGCCCUUGCUGCAGCCAGCGCGACAGUGUCUUGAGCACCGGCACGCCUAUGUUCGCAAGAACGCCGUAUUCGCGAUUGCAUCCAUAUACCAGCAUAUGGAGGCACUCAUCCCUGAUGCGCCGGAGCUCAUACAAAACUUCUUGGAGGAGGAAAACGACCAUACUUGCAAGCGCAAUGCAUUUGCCGCGCUGGCGUCCAUCAGUCACGAGAAGGCCAUGGAAUACCUCAGUGGGGUGUUCGACGGAAUACCCAACGCGGACGAGCUGCUACAACUAGUCGAACUUGAGUUUAUCCGCAAAGACGCAGUUACCAAUCCGCAAAACAAGGCCCGAUAUCUGCGUCUGAUUUUCGAUCUUCUCGAAGCCAACACCGCUACCGUCGUCUACGAGGCCGCGUCCUCCCUUACGGCUCUGACUACGAACCCAGUCGCGGUUAAGGCAGCAGCCUCAAAGUUCAUCGAGCUAGCUAUCAAGGAACCGGACAACAAUGUCAAGCUCAUCGUUCUCGAGAAGGUGGAUCAGCUCAGGCACAAGAAUGAGGGCGUCCUAGACGAUCUGACCAUGGAGAUUCUUCGUGUUCUAUCAAGCCCGGAUAUUGAUGUCCGAAAGAAGGCGCUUGGGCUCGCAAUGGAGAUGGUCUCAAGCAAGAACGUGGAAGAAGUUGUCAUGCUGUUGAAGAAAGAGCUCUCCAAGACAGUCGAUGAGCAGUACGAAAAGAACACCGAAUACAGAUCAUUGCUCAUACAUUCUAUACACCAAUGCGCCAUCAAGUUCUCCGAGGUUGCCGCCAGCGCUGUUGAAUCUCUUAUGGAUUUUAUUGCGGACUUCAACAAUGCAUCUGCGGUUGACGUCAUUUCUUUUGUUAAGGAAGUGGUUGAGAAGUUUCCCAAGCUCCGCAGUUCCCUCGUGGAGCGGCUAGUCUCGACGCUCAGUGAGGUCAGGGCCGGGAAGGUCUAUCGUGGAGCGCUGUGGAUAGUCGGCGAAUACUCCUUGGAAGCCAACGACAUCCGGGAAGCAUGGAGGCGGAUCCGGGCCAGCCUUGGGGAGAUACCCAUACUAGCAUCCGAGCAACGGCUCUUAGACGAGGUGCCCGAAGACAAGCCAGAUCCGAGAGAUCAGGUCAACGGACACGCCAAAGGCGCCGAACCCACUGGUUCCCGCAAGGUGCUUGCCGAUGGCACGUAUGCCACGGAGAGCGCUCUCACAAGCCAAGCCGCCGUCAAAGCCAAGCUGGAAGCCAUCAAAGCUGCCCAGAAACCUCCACUACGACAGCUCAUCCUUGAUGGCGACUACUAUCUGGCUACAGUUCUUUCCUCAACCCUCACCAAGCUCGUCAUGCGGCAUGCCGAAAUAUCAAACGAGACAGCACGGACAAAUGCGCUGAAGGCGGAAGCAAUGCUCAUCAUGAUAUCUAUCAUCCGUGUCGGCCAAUCACAGUUUGUCAAAAACCCCAUAGACGAAGACUCAAUAGACCGGAUUAUGUCUUGCGUCCGUUCGCUCGCCGAGUUCGAACAGAAAGGCGUUCUCGAGACCAUAUUCCUCGAUGACACUAGGAAAGCCUUCCGCACGAUGGUGCAAGCCGAGGAAAAGAAGCGGUCAGAAAAAGAAGCCAUGGAGAAGGCCAAGACUGCCAUCCAGAUAGAUGACGUAGUUUCAAUACGGCAACUGGCGAAGAAGAAUACCGUGGAUGGAGCCGAGGAGUUCGAGCAAGACCUGGAACGAGCGACGGGUGGCGACGCCGGUGCAGAAGAUCUCUCAUCUAAGCUGAACAGAGUCGUACAGUUGACCGGAUUCUCGGAUCCUGUGUACGCCGAAGCGUACGUUAAGGUGCAUCAGUUUGACAUCGUCCUGGAUGUUCUACUGGUGAACCAGACAACAGAUACCCUUCAGAACCUAUCGAUAGAGUUUGCUACGCUCGGCGAUCUGAAGGUGGUCGAGCGGCCUACCACGCAGAACCUUGGACCGCAUGACUUCCUGAACGUACAAGCGACAAUCAAGGUCUCCUCAACUGACACCGGAGUCAUCUUCGGGAAUGUUGUCUACGAUGGGGCUAGCUCAACUGACAGCAACGUGGUCAUUCUCAACGACAUUCAUGUGGACAUCAUGGACUACAUCCACCCCGCAUAUUGCACGGAGACACAGUUCAGGACCAUGUGGACUGAAUUCGAGUGGGAAAACAAAGUCAAUAUCAAGUCCAAAGCGAAGACGCUCCGGGACUUCUUGAAGCAAUUGAUGGCAGUCACGAACAUGAGCUGUCUGACCCCCGAGGCGUCGAUGAAGGGCGAUUGCCAGUUCUUGAGCGCAAACCUGUACGCUCGUAGCGUCUUUGGUGAGGACGCGCUAGCCAACUUGAGCAUUGAGAAAGAAGGGGACGAUGGUCCUGUGACAGGCUUUGUGCGCAUCCGUAGUCGAUCGCAAGGUCUGGCGCUCAGCUUAGGAUCGCUCAAGGGACUCAACAAGGCAUGA
This is a messenger RNA of Coniosporium apollinis CBS 100218, 2865 nucleotides long. RefSeq lists its product as uncharacterized. The transcript has 5 exons. Gene Ontology annotation, biological process: intracellular protein transport; intra-Golgi vesicle-mediated transport; endoplasmic reticulum to Golgi vesicle-mediated transport. The coding region runs from base 1 to 2865 and encodes 954 amino acids. Gene Ontology annotation, cellular component: cytoplasm; COPI vesicle coat. NCBI's taxonomy places the organism in Eukaryota, Fungi, Ascomycota, Dothideomycetes. The record is from RefSeq and is a predicted model, not a curated record. Gene Ontology annotation, molecular function: structural molecule activity.